AUGGCGACGUUCUUUGCUCGGAGGACAGUUUUGUCACUCAAUCUUGCAACAUUUUCCAGAAAAUACCGUUUGAUCCCUGUCGUAAGUCGUUGUGUAUGUCUUCCCUAUAAAUAUUACCAGCUUUUUAGACAGUGUUCUUCGAUAAAGGAAGGAAGUAUACCUCAGAAUCAAGAAGCUUCGCCAGAUUUGGAGCUCAGCGAUAGCUGCGUAAAGGUCAGGUUGUCUAAUCUCCAUGCUGUUUAACUAUUAUAUUCUAGUUCCUCAGAGCUUUAGAUAAAUAUAAAACGUUGAAGUGCUCUCAAUUUCCAAGAAAGGGUGGUUCAACUUUAUCUCCACGCUUUGCAAGCAAAUAUUAGGGCCAUUUAUACGAGGAAAAAUAAGACGCGAACUCUCCGUAUAAACGGCACAUUUCGUCUAAAAUAAGACGCGACUUAGCUAAGACGCGUCCUAUUUUAGAACAGCCCUUAACACCUGUUCUUAGAUAAGACGUGUCUUAGUUAAGACGAGAAAAACUUCGUACAAAUGUCGGCGGGGCUAAAGUGCAGGUCACAGGCCACAGGUCAGGUCACAGGCCACAGGCCACAGGUCAGGUCACAGGUCACCCAAAAAACAAUAGGACACUGGACAAAACUGUUCUGGACUGACGUUUUACUAUACAAAAAUAAAAUAAGUCAAGGAACCUUGAUGAUAUUUUUGUCCUUUAAACAAUAUUAAAUUCCACACAUGGAAUAACAUUUUCAUGCUGAUCAUACGGCAUAUCAAAAGUUCGUAAUGAAAUCACAAAGGUGUGCAAAAUCAUGUGAUUUGUACGAAAAACAAAUCACAUGUUUUUCACUGAAAACGAAGUGUUGUCGUGUUAUUAGAAUGUCAUCUCCAAAUAAACCGUGCAGCCAAGAUAACUUGGAGUGAGUCAUUGAAAUGCAGCACUGUAAUCCUUUUAUACAUCAGCAGUUUACAGAGUCAAAGAUUCAAGUUGUAAUGGCGGAAUGCUCCCACCUAAAGCCCACGAGGCAAAUCCAACAGAGGUUUUUCAAGCUGUUGUGCAACAGAACGUGAGGAAAUGGCAAGCUCUUGGGAGAAGAGCCGAGAAAUAUGGUCCAGCAACUAUUCGAGAGGCCCAAAUAGCAGUGUCUGAAGUUCUUAACCGACUACACUUUAACACAGCAGUAUUUAAUGACUGGUACGAAGCGCGAGCAAUAGGCCGCCAUCUUCAAAAGAGAUGGAAGACCGAUCUAGUGGCAAGAAGAGUUUAGGACGAGGAAAGUCUGAAAAAAGUUGCCGUAUUUCAGCGGUCAAAUAAGUUUUAGACUGUCCUUAAGUUUUUCUUCCGUUUUCCCGUCGAAUGCUUUUCAAAACAUCCACAAACACGUCAUGAUAUUCUUAACGCAACAGCCCUUCGUUUUGAGAUUCGUUUUUUUUCUCAAAAAACACGUGAUUUUGCGUACCUUUGUGAUUUCGUUACCAACUUUGGUUACGCUGUAACGUAAGUCCUCCUUGCGUGAUCAACAAUGAAUAUAUUUUCUCAUGUGUGGGAUUUGGUAAAGUUCAGAACAGAAAAAAUAUAAUUGAGGUUCCUUGGCUUUGUAUAAUAAAAUGCCAAUCAAGAACAGUUUUGUCCAGUGCCCUAUUGUUUUUGUGUGUGACCUGUGAUCUGACCUGUGACCUGACCUGUGGCCUGUGGUCUGACCUGUGACCUGGCCUGUGGCCUGUGACCUGUAACCUGGCCUGUGGCCUGUGACCUGACCUGUGACCUGUGACCUGCACUUUAGCCCCGCCGAACUGUUCUUGUCUUAGAUAAGACAUUCUCGCAUAAAUGGUACAGUUCGCGUGUUAUUUAAGACGAGCCUUAUGUAAGACGCGUCUUAUUUUUCCUCGUAUAAAUGGCCCUAUUGUCUCUUCAUGUCCAUGAGGGAAAAAAAUCUAAUUGAAUCUGCACAUUGCUACAAGAACCUCUGUGAAAAGUUUUGCGAUUUUAACAUAAUGAGAGUUUUUAGAAUUUUUUUUAGUCGAAAUUUCUUUGCCACACUUGUUCUGCUGGUCAUUAAAUUGACAGGCUAAUAUAUGUUUUGACGUCAUUAGACAAAUUCAGGGCCUUUCAUCACUUUUUGGGGACCGUCGAUCUAUAGAGGAAAAUAAGCAAGUGUGCCAGCAAAAUGAUGAGUGUAUUACAAUGAAAAAAAUAAUUUCAUAUAUAUUUCAACAACAAAGAACGAAAAAACUGUAAAUACUGGUCAUUUCUGGAGACAUCCUUUACCCAUAAACAAUUAAUUAUCGGUGGUUUUAUGAAUUUCUGUCAGUUUACCAUAGUUUCAAGCAAGAAUAAAACAGUGAAAAACUAAACAAGAUUAAUGUUUUUUCUUAUUCCACAUUUGACAAUUGCCAUAUACUUUUGUCAUGUUGUCAUGUAAACCCAUCAUUAUGCUUAUGAAUUCGGUAAUUUUUUUCCAUUUCAAAGCGACAGUCCACUAAAAGUAAUGAAAACCAAUUCAGGAACUCACACUAAAUUUCAUCUAGCUGCAAUGUAUCUUACUGGCAUUUUUUACCUUUUAACACAUAGUUCGUACAAUCUUCAAAAGGUCUUGAACUUUAGUAGUCGUCUUGAAAAGUCCUUGAAUUUGGUUAAAGACCUUGAAAAGUACUUGAUUUCUUUAUUAGGUCUUGAAAAGUCCUUGAAAUUCACUACACUGUCUAUGCCCGUCACAAUUUUCUGUAAAAUUAGAUUUUUUUGCCGAGGAAAAUUUGGCUCAUCCUUGGUUUAAGAACCAUAAAACUCAAAGGUAACGUGAAAAUAUUUUUGUGCACGAGCAAUAUAUUAUUUUUGUUUCUUUAUUCGAAUGCUAUUUCUGUCCUCAGAUGUAAUUGCAAUUGUUGUAUUCAAAUUCAAGCUAAAAAAUUUCAGUAUUGACUCUGGUUUUGACUGCAAAGCUCAUGAAUUUUUUGUUUGUACUGUCAUUAAUACAUGUCUUCCUUGUAAAGCAGGUUUUCUUAAUUGUUUGUUUCAUUCCAGAAUUCACUCAAGUUUUAUACGUCUUAAUAUUUAUUGGAUGUCAUCAUAUUACUAAAUAUAAAUUAGUAGUUAGUUCCAUUUCUAAAUGAAUAAAUUAUUUAUACAGCUAACAUACCAUACCACAACAAAAAAAUUAGACUGCAUGAAAACUUUAAUAGUGUCUGUACAUUUCCAAGGUUAUAGGUACAUGUAUGCAGUGAAAAUAUUUUAAAAAGCUGUUGUUUAGAAACCAGAUUCCCCUCAGACACCCUACGUCCAAAUUCUAUAAAUGAUUCUUUAGCCUAUAAUAUACCACUGCAUAAUUUGCAGUUUUGUGGAACUGAACUGAAGAUGCCAUUUAUUGUGUUGUAGCAACUCCACAAGAUAUUUGCAGAUGACAAAGAAAGUUUUCUUCGAGUCUCAGUGGAAGGCGGGGGCUGCUCAGGCUUUAUGUACACAUUUGACAUCGACACUGAUAUCAGUGAUGAAGACAGGUUUGUC
Messenger RNA from Porites lobata, 3487 nucleotides. Lineage: Eukaryota; Metazoa; Cnidaria; Anthozoa; Scleractinia; Poritidae. The record is from the annotation of a GenBank genome assembly.